Capsicum annuum is the source of this 900-nucleotide messenger RNA. Its product is annotated as serine/threonine-protein kinase TOR-like. Gene Ontology annotation, cellular component: nucleus; TORC1 complex; TORC2 complex. Lineage: Eukaryota; Viridiplantae; Streptophyta; Magnoliopsida; Solanales; Solanaceae. Bases 13 to 885 code for a protein of 290 amino acids. Gene Ontology annotation, molecular function: protein serine/threonine kinase activity. The record is from RefSeq and is a predicted model, not a curated record. Gene Ontology annotation, biological process: negative regulation of macroautophagy; TOR signaling. The transcript has 5 exons.
ACAAGAGAGUUCAUGAUGUCAAGAUACAGGGAAGUUGCUGAAAUUGUUCUAAGAUAUCUGGAGCACCGAGGUCGCCUAGUUCGCCUCAGCAUAACUUAUCUACUUCCUCGAAUUGCCCAUUUCCUGCGUGAUCAAUUUGUGACUAAUUAUUUAAUGAUAUGCAUGAAUCAUAUACUUCAUGUCCUUAAAAUACACGCAGAAUGUUCCAGUGGGUUCAUCGCUCUUGGGGAGAUGGCUGGUGCUCUCGAUGGUGAACUCAUCAACUAUUUGUCGACAAUAUCCUCUCACUUGCGUGAUGCGAUUGCUCCCCGUAGAGGCAGGCCCUCACUUGAGGCGCUAGCAUGUGUUGGAAAUAUUGCUAUAGCAAUGGGACCAACCAUGGAGCCUCAUGUUCGUGGUCUCUUAGAUUCUAUGUUUUCUUCUGGGCUUUCCCUGACUCUGGUGGAAGCGUUGGAGCAAAUAACUGAAAGCAUUCCACCUUUGUUGCCGACCAUCCAGAAUCGGCUGCUUGAAUUUAUCUCAACAAUCCUUUCAAGAUCUCAUCAUUCAAUGCCAAGACAAUUAGCUUCUGUGAGUCGAGGGCAUAUUACAACGGUUACCCCCCAAGUACCAGAACUGAGUGGUUCUGCGCUAGUUCAACUUGCUUUAAGAACCCUUGCUCGUUUUAAUUUCAAGGGCCACGAUCUUCUUGAGUUUGCAUGGGAGUCUGUUGUUGUGUAUUUAGAAGACGAAGACGGAGCUACAAGGAAGGACGUUGCGCUGUGUUGCUGCAAACUAGUAGCAAAUUAUUUCUCGGCGAUCUCUUCUACCCAGUUUAGUCCUAGUAGAAUCAAUCGUACCAGUGGAAAGCGACGUCAUCGGGUUGUUGAAGAGGUUUACUUUUGAACUGUGUCUCAUGGU